UUUGCCUGUGUUUUGAUCCAUCAAAUAUUUGAACCUCAUUCCAUUCAAGCUGUAUUCSUAGUAGUGUACCCWKYCAACCAUGUAGAACUAGACUGUGUUGUACAAUUCUUUGCGAUGUUUGGGGACCUGUUCAACGAGGAAGAGGACGAAGAAGCUCCGGUGACAAUUGCAAACGGAAAGAAUGCUGCCCAUUCGUCUAGUAAGGGUGAAAAAACUAAUAUUCCUGCGCCACCGGAUCCACGAAGUCCUACAAACCUGUGUGGAUUGAUAAAUCAAGGAGGGACAUGUUACUUGAAUUCGCUGAUUCAAACGUUGUUUUUUACGCCAGAGUUUCGAGAACAGUUGUUUCAAGUUGGCCCUGGUGAACUUGGUGAGCUAUCAUCAGUUGUCAAGGCAAGAGUUAUUCCUCUUCARCUCCAGCAUCUGUUCUGUGAGAUGCUGCUUCUUGACAGAGCAAAUAUCAGUACCUCACAACUGACAGACAGUUUUGGUUGGACUCAGAAUGAGGGAUUUCAGCAGCAUGACGUUCAAGAACUCAAUAGAAUUUUAUUCAGUGCUAUUGAAUCCUCAUUGGUUGGUACAUCUGGACAGAACUUGAUUAGGAAUCUUUACCAUGGUACCCUAGUAUCUAAGAUCACGUGUCAAGAAUGUGGCAAUGUCAGUGAAAGAGAGGAAGAUUUUCUAGAUCUUCAGAUGAUCCUGACAAGCUGURCAAGUUUGGAGCAGAGCUUGAAAAUGUUUUAUAUCAUGGAGGAAUUAAUGAGUGGUGAAAACCAAUAUAUGUGUGAAAGGUGUGGAAAACUUGUGGAUGCUACAAGAGAAGCAAAGCUUAGAAGCCUGCCAUCUAUUCUGUCUUUCUCUCUGGUGAGGUUCGCAUAUGAUYUGAAAAGGUUUGAGCGCUACAAGGAAACCAAACGAUAUACUUUCCCUUUGGAAUUGGACAUGAGGGAAUUCUGUGAAGAUGGGAAAGACGACGACAUUUAUGAGCUCUAUUCUGUGGUUAUUCAUAAGGGUAGUUGCUAUGGUGGUCAUUACCACGCCUAUAUUCGUGAUGUUCAAGGUCUUGGAAACUGGAUAUCCCCGGAUGAACCAGAAAUUGCAAAUCUUUGUAAUGAUAACGAGGAUGGGAAAUUAARUAACCAUGACGAUAUAGAUCGUAGCAAUCCCUUACAACUUUUAAUCUUUCUUGUUGCAAGUCUUGGUGGACAGGCAUCAAUCUCAGAUCUUUGUCAGUCCAUGGUCAAGGAAACUGGGAUAGCAUGGAAUAAGGUGUUUAAAAAGAAGCAUGGUCCAUUGACAAAGUUUAUCAAGAAACAUACAGAUGUGUUUGAUAUAUCUGAGGGUUCAUUGGUAAUGCUGAAGCAUGAUAAAACCAAUGAACAACAUGAUGACACAUYGAAUACUAGUACAGAAGCAAUUGACACAGAGGCACAAGAAACAACUCUACCUAGAGACAAGAGUAAUCAUAAAGGUGAUAGUAACUGGUUUGAUUUGAAUGAUGCCAGAAUUGUCUGUAUCAAYGAGCAAGAUAUAAAGAAACAGUUUGCUGGGAAAGAAAGUGCAUACAUGCUUUUCUAUCGAAGAAAAUGUUUACAACCAACUACAAUUGACAAAAAUUGUCUAGGAAAUGCUUUGCCAACCAAUUUGGUUUCUGAAGUCAUUUCAAAGAAUACAGAACUGUUAAAACAGCGAGAGGAAUAUGAUAUGGAGCUGAAUCGCAUCAAUAUUGUUUUACACUUCUGCUGUGACUACACUGUCAAAGAUGGUGUCAUUGUUCCCAAAGAGGAAGUCUCUAUCGGCCCUUCAGUAUUUACUCUGGACAGACGGAAAACUGUAGAUGAUUUUCUCCGUCUUGUCGAUCAGCGUUGUCUUUUGAGUAAAGAAGUGAUUCAUGAUUUAAUAGUCCAUAAAGCAAAGCAACUGUCAGCAGGAAUCCACCUCUAUGACGACAUCACAGCUUGCAAGACACGCUCAUUGCUUGACUGGGAUGUGAAUGACGGGUCUGAGCUUUUUAUUUGGUGCGGAAAACAGGUCGAUGGGCAUUAUGUUCGUACUGGCAGAGAUUGUGAGCCUGUACUGUUAUCGAUAACUUAUCCUCUGAAAGAUGGAAAGUCUAUCGAUGUACAAAAAGCUUUUCCGAAAGACUCUUCUUUGAAUGAAUUGAAGGUCUCCAUCAGUAAAAUCACAGGAAUAAAGAUGUCAAAGCUCAUUCUCAGUAUUAUGAAAUUAUCGAAACGAUCAAAAACCAAAGUGGAAGAGCUAGGAGCAUCGUUGGAUGGAAAUACACUGCAAGCGAUGGAUUUUAUUGACGGACAAAGGCUUAUUGUCGACAAGAAAGUCAAGCAAAAGAAUUCCAGCUGUCAUCCAUUGUGUUUAGCCACUUCAGAAGCAGAGAAACGUGACAACCAGAUCAGUUUACUUGUAGAAAAUCACAUUAACUGCUCCGAUAGUCAGGGUACAGCUACUGAUGAGCGUCCUCCAGUGGCAACUUUUUAUGUUGACAAACAUAAGACGAUUGGUGAGCUUAAAAAACAAAUAAUGUCUUCGUCAGAUUUUAGAAUAAGCGCAGAUCAAAAUUGUAUUCUACGAGUGGAUGACGUCACACAUGGGCUGGGACCUCCGUUGCACGAGCAUCACACUAUAGAAGAGCUGCUUCUGACCGAUGAACAUAAGAUUGUCAUUGAAUCAGGAACACCACUAAUGGAAAACCAAAUUGCCAUCCGGUUUUACUGUGCUGUAGUCGGUCUCCCUCGAAAUGAAGARGAAAUAAUCCUAGAAACAUCAUGUACCAUCAGUAAAUGUUUAAGGUUGAUGAUAGAACAAGCUGGUCUUGAAGGUUCUGAGUGGCACCUAAGUAAAACCAAUUGGUACGGUGAGGAAACAGGAAUAAUUGAAAAUGAGGAAGACACACUUGACAAAGCUGAGGUGAACCAUGGUKACCUUUUGGUAGUGAAAACAGGACGACUUCCACCAAAGGGUUUUGUACGGCUAUCAUUGUGGCUUUUCAAACGAUGUCAAGAAGGCAAUGAUGAUGGAGAGGGGCAUGGGUCGAGUGUGAUAUCCUGGAUUACUUCAGGACUGCAGGAGCUACUAGGAGUAUCUCAGCAUGAAAGCAACGACAAACAAGUAGAAGAUCUUGAAUUCCUCGGUGAAAUUGAGAUAUCCAUGGAUGCCAUGUUGGUUGAUCUCAAGAGGAAGAUUAUCGAUAUUAUCCUGCAGGCAAAAGAGUAUCAAGUACCAUCGCCUGAAUUCUUAAGAGUCCAAGACAUUAAGGAGGGGUAUCCUACAAGAGUUCUGCGUCACCAUAACAAAACUCUAAGAUUUUCAAAGGUGUGCUCUUCAAGAAAACUAAGUGUGCAAGUGCUUAAAUCAAAGGAGGAGCUCAGUCAGUCUGCCAUUUUAUUAAACGUUCAGAAAAGAAUAUGUGGUCAACGAUGUUAUGAGCCAUCGAAACAAUUAAUCUACGAUGCUCCGAAUGGAGCGACGUCUUCAUCUUUACAUCAAUGUAUCAGUGAAACGUUUGACAUUCCUCUAAGCAGCCUCUCCAUAGCAAAAUACCUACGAAAUAAAUACGAUUGGCUUAUUAUAUCCUUAAAACCUUAUGACAAGGAACAAUCCUCAAAAAAUAAAAAGGUCAACCUUCGACACUCGCCUUAUCAUCUACAAGAUGGCGAUAUUAUAGGAAUCAAGGAUAUAUCAAUAGACAACACUGAUGACUUCAGCACUCCUGAGGACGAAGCGGCAAAAGAAAAUCUGCAACAAAUCCGAGAUGAAAAAAUUCGCAGACGAAGAGAAGAGAGACAAAGGGGUCGUUAUCGAAGGCCUGAAGUCGAACUCAAGAUUCACGUUGACGAUUUUACGUAAAGUGAAAUGAAGAUUCUUUCGUUUUCUUAUUCUUAAUUUAAGAAAAUCAAUCAUUGGAAACUAUGAUACAUGAAAUUCUAUUGUAAAGGACUAUCAUUGGUAACACAAAUAUGUCUAUGAUGUAAAAUUUUAUAAGAUGUUAGACACUAACAGAGAACGACAUGGUUGUACAGUAAUAAAGGUGAUACUACACUUGUUUUUUAAAAGGGUUUAAAUUUGAUACCAUAUAUGGUGACUUUAUUUACUAUAAUAAGACCAUACGAGCAUAAACACUCGUUAAACACGUCGACAAAACUUUGUUUCAUGUAACUGUAGGUUGUCUUUAUUGGUUUCAUGGUGAAUAUAUACACAAUAAAAAUCUCAAUUGAUUCAA
Molecule: messenger RNA, 4237 nt
Organism: Exaiptasia diaphana
Lineage: Eukaryota; Metazoa; Cnidaria; Anthozoa; Actiniaria; Aiptasiidae
Product: ubiquitin carboxyl-terminal hydrolase 40
Exons: 39
Coding region: 115-3864 (1249 amino acids)
Biological process (GO): protein deubiquitination
Cellular component (GO): cytosol; nucleus
Molecular function (GO): cysteine-type deubiquitinase activity; cysteine-type endopeptidase activity; protein binding
Source: RefSeq, a predicted model, not a curated record